GUGGUCCAGAUUAAAUCAAACCCAAGUCAUCAAUUAUUCAUCAUGAAAAAAAAAUAAUUAGAAAACACUUUAAUAAAUUAAAAAAUAAACUUAAGUUUCUGUAAAAACAAAAACAAAUAAUUAAUAAAAUACUUGCUUAAUAUAAAUAAAAAGUAUUUAUGUAAACAUAGAAAAAAAUUUUUUAUAUUUAUUUUUUUUAUAGUUAUGAAAUAAUGAGUAUUUUUCUAUUUUUAUUUUUACUCUGACGUAAUGUUAUUUCGAUGGAAAUAUAUUUUAAAAUAAUUUUUUUAAUUAGCUGAUAAUUAUUUGUUAAUUUUUAUAUUUUUAACAAUUUUAUUUACAUAAUUUUCUUGUAAAAUUAAAAAUACUUGUUCAUAUCAAAUCUAUGAUUUCUCCAAGGGUUGAAAUUAUUGUAAGAUAAAAAAAAAAAAAUCAGACAGAUUGGGGCGAAUAAAAUUUAAUAUACGACCUUGUUCUAUUGACAGAAAUAGUCAGACGACAGUGAGCUGCUGCUGCUGGCCCACCUUGUUUAUUUUUUAACAAAACACAAGGUUUUCAUCUGUCCCUGGAUGAGAUUAUCAAUCGAAUAUUAUACAUAAAAUAAACAAUUAAUUAUGGAACGUACACGAAUUAACGAACGAUUAUCAUAUGAUAAUGAAAAAAAUAAAUUACCACCUGAAAGUGAAUUUGGAAUUAAAAAAACAAUACUUGUUUUGGCUGUUGUUGCUGGAUGUUUUGCUAUAUUAUGGCCAAAAAUUUUUUAUCCAAUGAUAAUUGGACCAUCAUCAUAUACAUCAACUGAUAAAUCUGUAUGCUGUGAUUUGAUAUUCGAGAAUGAUGUUAAUACAGCUGAUAUACUACAAGAAAUGUGUAAAAAUAUUAUAAAACAUCAUCAAAUUGAUCCAAGAAUUCGUGAUGUUCUUAAAACAAAUAAAUUAACAUUACAAAGUUCAAAUUUUUGUCGUGAUGAAAUAUUAGCUAGAUGUGGAAUUGAUAUGUCUUCAUUUCUUGCUGAUAAAGAAAGAUUGGGAAAAAGUCAUAAACAAGUACUUGAAGAAAUACGUUCAUUUAAUAGUUCAAUAUGUUUAAAAAAUCAUUAUGGUGUAUCAUUAUCAAAGCUAGGAAUUCCACAUCUUAUAAGAUAUCAUAUAUUGAUGCCACACACACCAAUUAGACAAGAAAGAAAAGCACCGAUUCAUGCUGGUAAUUCACAUCCAGCAAUGAGAGAACGAGGAAGAGCAAUACCAGCAUCACAUAUUGUGCCAAAAGUUGAUGGUCGACCUGAUCAUGUUGUGCCAAAAAUGAGGCCACCAAUGGGUGGUGGUGGAGGUGGACGUGUUAUAAUGUCUUCUCAGGGUGGUGGUGGAGGUGGUGGAAGUAGCAUGGGUAUUAUCAUGCCACUUUACACCGUUGGAAUACUUGUAUUCUUUUUAUAUACAAUGGCCAAGGUUUUACGUAAAAAUUCAAAAAAUGAAAUACAUCAAGAUUAUAGAAAUAUUGAAGCUGAACGUGAAUUUCGUAAUCGUGUAUUUAAUCCAGCAGCAUUAGCAAGUGCAAUAACUGGUGCACCAUAUCCAAAAAAAGAAAAAACACCAGUACCAGCUAAACCAAUUAAAACAAUUGAAGAACUUAAAUCACUUGUUGAUGUGGCUCCAAAAUCUAUUUGUCUGCCAGGGAUUGUUGUUAUUCCCUUAAAGAUUGAUUGUAAUGAUGAAAAUUGUUGUCAAAUGCAGCAAAAUGAUAAUGAAAAAUGUGAAUUACCAUGUGGUAUUAAAAUGUCUGGUAUAAAAACAACAGCAUAUUCGAAAAGUGAACGAAAAAUAAGUAGACCAACGACUCCAGUAAUUCCACAAUCGAAAAAAGAUGACACUGAACGUGAACAAACUUCAACAAAUGAAGUUUUUCUUGAGGGUACAAUACCACCAAAUUGUGACUUAUUUGUCCUUGAUACUGAAACCCAAGAAGAAGAAAAUUCUCAAUGUGGUAUUAUUUUAUCAAGCAAAGUGACACUAUCACUCAUUGAUCACAAUGACAAUUUGUUUAUCAAAGGUGAAAAAAAUGGAGAUAUUUAUGUAAAAAAGAAAAAAAACAAGCCAGAAUUUGAAAAUGGAAAAAAUAAAAAGGUUGAUGAAGAAGAUGAAGAAGAUGAAGAUGAUGAUGAAGAAUUUAUUACAGCAAAACAAGAUAAAUCAAGAGAUGAAAUUGAAGAAGAUGAAGAAGAUGCUGAUCUUAGAACUGAAAAUAAUCCAUUUACACUAUCUGAUCAUCAUUAUGAGAUGAAAAAAAAAUUUGAUGAUGAACAAAAUGACAUUGACAGUGAUGAAAUAAGUAAUGAAAUUGAAGAUGAUGAUGAUCAAUUAGAUAAUGACAAUUUAAUUGUAAAUAUGAAAGAAGAAAAUAAAUUUAAAUCAAUGAAAAUUGAAAAUAUUGAAAGAAAUAAAAAUAAGAAAAUUGAAGAAGUCGAAGAUGAUGCUAGUGAAGAUGAAGAAUCGCCGAAAAAUAAACGAUAAAACGUAAUUUUUGUAUUUUAAAAAAUCAAAGCAUUAACUCAAUAUAAUAUCAAAUAGAUUAUUAAAAAUUUAUCAAAGUCUAGCGUAGUGAUUCAUUCAUAAAUAACGUAGCAUUUUCAGCGAUAAUAAUGUAUUUUACAUGGUAUUUAUACUGAAAAGAAAAAAAAGGAAAAAUAGAUUUAACAAAAAUUCUAGUCAAAGUUGAUAUAUUGUUAUGAAAUACAGCCAAUGAUAUUUACAAAAAAAAAAAAAAUACUCCAUAUUGUUAUCAACAUUCUCAUCAUCAUAAAAAUGUUAACAAUUUAUAAUUAAAAUAUAAAUAAAUUAUUUAAAAAUUGAUAUUUCAUUUAACAUACUAAAACAACAACCCUCAAGCAAUUUUAAAAUAAACUAUUAUUAUUAAAAAUAAAAGAAAAAAACUGUUUAUUUAUUGCAUAAUAUUUCGUAUGUACAAUCAAUAAAUUAUUGCAGCUAUUUUUAUCUAGUGCUCUUUUUAAAAAAAUUUAUAAUUUUUCAUAUAUUUUUUUCUCUCACCCACUGUUGAUGAAUUUUCAUCGUCGAUAAUAUAUCACUGUUGGUUAAGUAUUUAUACAUUUUUUCUUGAUAUUUAUUUGAAGGUCAUAUCCCAAAAUAAUCUAUCAAAAUGAAAAAUAUUUCUGAAUCAUCAACAACCAAACAGUCACCAAUUAUAUAAUUAUGUAUUAUAAAAAUAAACCAUUUUUUUUUUCGUUAUGACUAUUUAAUUUUGUCUGUUAUUUUAAAAACAAAUGGAUACAAAUCAUGAUGAUAAAAGCUGCCUGUUGCUUCAAGAGUUUUUAGAAUUUUAUGAUAAAAAAAAAAACAUUAAACCGAUAAGUUAUUUAAAUAAGAAGAAAAAAUAAAAAAGAGAAUAUACUGAUAAACUACUGACCCUAGAUCUCAGAAAUGAGCUAAACGAUAAUGUUUUAUUUACUGAAGCAAACACAUAUUUA
Molecule: messenger RNA, 3481 nt
Organism: Aphidius gifuensis
Lineage: Eukaryota; Metazoa; Arthropoda; Insecta; Hymenoptera; Braconidae
Gene: RIC-3
Product: resistance to inhibitors of cholinesterase protein 3
Exons: 8
Coding region: 615-2510 (631 amino acids)
Biological process (GO): synaptic transmission, cholinergic; protein localization to cell surface
Cellular component (GO): neuronal cell body; intracellular membrane-bounded organelle; neuron projection
Source: RefSeq, a predicted model, not a curated record